CUCGGGUUCUAUUAUUUGUUUUGGACAAAGCUAGUUCAGCUUCAUACAUGCUAGCUUUAAAAACAGCUAUGUAAGAUUAAAAAAAUGUUUAGCCCAUGACUACAGCGGUACAUAUUUAAUCUGUUUAGGUUCUCUGUAUGUUUUAUUAGUACAAAUGGAGUCUUUUGUGGACAACUUGUUCGAAGACGAAGCGGAGAGAAUCAAGCUUCAAGCUAAACCCACCUGCUUCAUAGUAGUUGGUAAACCGGGAGUUGGCAAGUCCACAUUAGCCAAAGAAAUAGCAAAAUCUUGGAAGUGUAUUUUGAUUGACGAUACAGAACUGCUGAAGACACAUGUGAAAAAUAAAACAAAUGAUGGUAUAGAGCUCCUCAAAAUCCUGUCUGAAGAACAGACGAUACCAGAAGACAAGAUGCUGAAGCUGAUCCUCGAAAGGCUUAAUUCACAAGAUGUGGGACACUAUGGGUACGUGCUGAGUUGCCUGCCCUUUGUGUCCAAGGAGAGUUUAAAGGUUCAAGAGCAGAUUGAACUCAUCAAAAACCUUGAGUUUAAGCCUGAUUUCGUCAUUAAUAUUAAGUGUGCAGACAAUGACUUAUUACAAAGGUUGUCAGGAGUGAAACAGCAGCUGGGGAAAGACCAUGACGGUCGCCAGGACAAUGAAGACAAGUUCUUUAACCAAGAAAAGAUGGAGGACAAAGAGGAGGACAAGGAGGAGAUGUCGUCUGAACAUGAAGUUCAAGAGGACAUCAUCGAACAUAUGGUUUUCCCAUUGGAAAAUAUGACUGAAGAUGCUCUAACUAGAAUUAAUAUUUACAAUGAAAAGGUUCUCAGACCUCUGGAGGACUACAUGGCAGAACACAACCCCCUCUAUUUGUUGGAGCUAGAUGGAAACAACACACCCGAAGAGCUGCACACUACUGUCAUGUCUCGUCUUGGAUCCAUGGCAUUGAAACAUGUCUCCAUACCCCUCCUUCUCCACCACUCUGAUGAUGAAGACAUACCUGAAGAUAUUGACACAGAGCACCUGCUGAGACAUUUUUCUUCUGCUAAAGUAGUGGCUCCAGGCUUCAGGUGGCGACGAAGCCGUUGGGGGCAAAACUGCCCUGUUGCACUGAAGGAAGGACGGGUCAUUCCUGGAAAUCCCAAAUUUUCUGUGGGCUUUGAGGACAAACUAUACAUCCUCUCAUCCCAGGAGGCCCUACAGAAGUUUGUCACAAACCCUAGACUGUACCUACUACCACCCAUGCCCAGGCCACCCUGUAGGGUUGCCAUUGUAGGGCCUCCUCUGGCAGGAGUGAGCACCGUCUGUAAGCUUCUAGCUCAGCAUUACAAGGCAUCAGUUCUUGACAUAGAAGAAAUGGUGCGGCCAGUUCUGGCUGCAACUGAGAAGGAGAGGCUUAACAAGAUUACAGAAGAAUCCACGCAGGCUGCCAUCAAGAAAAUCCAAAUGAAAUCAGAAAAGGAUGAGACACAGAAUCCAGUGACAGAGGAUCAUCCAGAGGUGAAAGCCAUGGUGCUCAGUGCUAUAGAAGAAGCCCGGAAACUAAGCCCAUCUCCACUGGGCCUGUAUGCUGACGCACUGAGGAAACGUGUAAAAGAGAUUGAAGAUGCAGACAAUGAUGAAGAGUUCAAGACAGGAUGGGUGCUCGACGGCUUUCCUAAAAAUACCUCUCAAAUGGAAGCCUUGCUGCAAGGAGAAAUCCUGCCAGACAUCAUCUUUUGUCUCAAAGACAGUGAUGGAAAUCACAUUUUAAGGAGAAUGUAUGAGAUGAAUAAGGAGGCCGUGAAUGAAGCAAUCAUGAAGAGGAUGCUGAAGGAACAGUUGGAAAAAGAGAGACAAUGCUUAGAUGGAGAGGAGCAAAGUUCAGAGGUGCUUUCAAAUCUGGAGACAGACAAUGAAGAAACAGAUGGACAACCUCUAGACUCUAGAAACCCUUCAGAUCCUGAUAUUUCUGAAAUUCUUGUUCCUAAAGCUGUGACACAGCCAGACCAAUGGGAGCUGGGUUUUCCACCUUGCCCAGAGAUGGAUGAGUUUAAACUCCAAAUGCAACAGUUUAUGUCUGAAUGGGAGCAAAUGCUGCCUAAUAUAACUGUCACAUUCUCAGAACUGGACAUCGGCGGCAAACACGCCAAAGAAUUGCUUCAUGAGAUGGUCCUUCAGAUGGAGAAGCCCUUUGAGUAUCUACCUUGGGAGCUGACAGCUGUCGACCUGGAGGAGGAGGCAGAGGAUUUUGAGGCCUUGGUGGAGCUGGAGGGGGAGGAGGAAAGAAGCAGACGUGACAACGGCACAGCUGAGAAACAUGAGUAUGAAGGGCACACUACACCCAAGAGGUUACUAGGAGAUACUCUUCACUUCUGCCCUGUGGCCUUUAAAACCCAUAACAUCCUGAGGCCAUGUUCAGACCAGAUAGCAGCCAGAUAUCGUGAGAAGACCUUCUACUUCUUUAGUACAGAAGCAAGAGAUGCCUUUCUUCAGGACCCUCUACAAUUCACUACAAGGACUGAGUUACUCAAGCCCCCCGCACCACGAGUCUUACUUAUUGGCACCCGUGGAUCCGGAAAGACCCUCCAUGGUCGGUGGCUGGCCCAGCAGCUGGGCCUCUUCCAUAUUCAAUUUAGGGAGCACCUUCAGAUGCUCAUCCUGGCUAAGACAAAGAGUAAGGUACCUAACGCUGAUGAGGUGGAUACUUCAGAUGAGUUGUCAAAACAUCUAGAUGCUAAAAUUAAAGAGGCCAUGGAGGAGGAUGGGAAGGAAAUGGAAGAAGCUGCUGCCAACAUGGAUGAUUCAGAGGAAGUGGAACUAAAUGAUGUUGAAAUGGCCAUCAAAGCCUACCUGUCUGAUGGAGUUCCACUGACUCCUCAAAUCCUGGACAUGGUUGUUGCCUCGUUUUGGAAACAAGAGCCAUAUAUGUCUACUGGUUUUAUUUUGGAAGGUUUCCCACAUCUCCCCAACGAGGUGCAGUACAUGUUGCAGCAACAACUUUACCCUGACAUUGCGGUCAUCAUGUCAGUAGACGUCACUGAAGUACAGAAACGCCUGCUGCCAGCAUACCUGGAGAAGUGGCGUGAGCGCCGCAAACACCGGAAAGAACAACUGAGCCUGCUUCAAGAGCUGCGCAGAGAGAAACGAGAGAAAAACAUUGCUAUAAGAAGGGCUGAGCUGAUAGCAGAGAAAGGUGAUGCUUCAACAAAAUUAAGGCACAGUGAUAAUGAAGAUGACCAUGAAGAAGAAGCGGUUGUAGAGAACAUAGAAGAGGAGAUAGAGGCCAUGCUGGAGGAGGAGUUUGCCUUAAAGGAAGAAGAUGAAGAAACAGAGAAUGAGGAGACAGAGGAGGCAGCAACUGAGAGGCUGGAAAUGGAGAUAGAAGAGCGUUUUGUCUCAGAUGAAAAUAAUCUCACCACCGUAACGGAGCUUCUAAAUGAAUUAAACUUGUCCAGUGUCUCCAUCAAUGCAUCACGAAAACCUAAAUCUGUGCAGCAUCAGUUGCUCAGGAAUCUGCAGCAUCUGCUGACAGACAGGGAGUCACUCUUCCAAAUGUGUCAACCCAUUUCAGUCAGCCUGGCAGAGAAGCUGCUCCUUUCCUCUUACAAGCAUUACAGUGCCCUUGGCUGCUGGGACCCUAUCAAAAAAUACAAGGAGAGAAGCCUGAUCCAGCCUCUGCUGUGGCCUCCCAACAACACAUAUCCACUGAUCUUCAACCAGUAUAUCUACUUCUUUGCAUCUAAAGAGAAUCGCAAAACAUUUAUGCUGAACCCUCUGAAGUAUCUGAGGCAGCCUAAGCCAAUGCAGCCCCUUCCCUUGAAGUUAGCAGUUAUUGGACCGCCAAAAUCUGGAAAAACUACUGUUGCACAGAUGUUUGCUCAGCAAUAUGGUUUACAAAAACUGUCUGUUGACAGUGUUACACACACAGUGCUUGAGACUCAGGGCCACACUGAUCUGGCUGCUCAGGUAAAAAAGCAUGUCUCACAGGGCCAUGUUGUGCCAGAUCAACUGACAAUUCAGUGCCUGGAGGUGGCACUGCUGAGUUCAGUCUGCAGCACACAAGGGUACGUGUUGGAUGGUUUUCCAGUGACACUUGUGCAGGCGCAGCUCAUGGGUUCUCGGAGCAUCAUUCCCAUGAUAGUAAUUGAGCUAGACCUGGAUACAGUAGAAGUGCUGAGGAGAGGUCAUAUGGACAAAAUAAAACUUAACAAAUCUGAGGUGAUGGAUGAAAACACUGACAUCUUACAUGUGCGUACCUCAGCUUACAAGAAGGAGGUGGAUCAGGUGAAAAAACACUUUCAGCAACAAAAUCAGAACUGGAAAGUACUUGAUGGUUCAAAGAGUAAAUGGUGCAUCUGGAACAGCGUUUUAAAGGAAGUCAGUGUGAGCAUGACAUACAUAAACACCUAUCUGGAGAAAGUAUACAAUGGACAAGCAGCCUGCAUCAACAGGCUGUGCAUCACACCACAGGAGCUGCACAGUCGACUGGGGGAGUUUGGCCAGUAUUGUCCUGUCUGUUUGGCUCUACACCGGCACCUGCUGGACGGCUCAGAAACUGAAGCUUUGACCCAUACAGCCCAGUACGUUGGGCAGUAUUACAAGAUGUGUGGACAAGAGCAUUUAAAUGCGUUCCUGUCAACUCCAGAUCAGUUCGUGCCUCCUAACUGCCCCCACUCUCUUCCUCCAGCAAACCUUCUGCCAAGAAAGUUAACUGAGAUCCAGGUGAAGGACAAGUUCCCACAACAUGUGGAAUUGAAGGGCUUUUGCCCUGUCACCUACCAGAAUGGGAAGCAAAGGUAUGAAGCUCUAGUUCAAGGAAAGAUUGACUAUGCUGUUGAAUACAAAGAAAGGAUCUACAUCUUCCACACCAAACAGAAGCAGGACAUGUUUUUGAGGUCUCCAGAAACCUACUGCAACCAGAGCCUCCCCACUAAAGUCCCUCCGCUGUGUGAGCCCACAACUCUGACAUCUCUGCCCACCCUGGGAUACCUGGAACAAGGUGUAGCUGUAGCUGUCAUCAAGGCCAUGACUGCUGUGGGAUGUCUCAAACCAAAGUUUCCCUUCCUCAGUAUCAAACAGUCAGCACUCACCUAUGUGGCUUUGUAUCUAAAAGCUUUUAACCAGAAAAGUCCAGACUACACUCGAGAGAUGUACAAAAAGAAGCUGGCUCUGUUUGAAGAGAACUGUGCCCUCAUUCCCUACCUGACUGCAACUAUGAGGCACAACUACAAGCCUCCCAGUGAACGCCCCAUUGACUUUGAAUUCAAACUUCACAGGUUUCUGGCUUUGGACGACCAGCAAAAAGCAAGCUUGGCUCUAUAAAUUCAGUGGUUAUGGAUACAUGACAAUUACUCUUUGUAGCCAUAUCAAUGUUGUGAGACUGAAAAAUAUUAAAAAACAAAUCAAAAUGGAUAAAUGAACACAAAAACAUCUUUUAAAGAAUCUGUUUUUCUUUAUAAUGUGUAUUUAUAUAUGACACAAAUGGAGUUUGCGCACUCUUGCAUUUUUCAGUUUAUUAAACAAAUAGAAAAAGGUGUCAGUGGAAAAUGUCUAAAAUGCUUUUUGUUUGCAACAGACUACUGCACAACAAAAUAAGAAUUGCCACAUAAUUGAUAAAUAUUAAGACUUUCUUUUGUCAUUCUUUUUUUAAACUUGUCACACAAGUU
Messenger RNA from Cynoglossus semilaevis (tongue sole), 5646 nucleotides. It is a transcript of the gene ak9, whose product is annotated as adenylate kinase 9. The coding region runs from base 155 to 5302 and encodes 1715 amino acids. Gene Ontology annotation, molecular function: ATP hydrolysis activity; nucleobase-containing compound kinase activity; ATP binding. The transcript has 35 exons. Gene Ontology annotation, biological process: nucleobase-containing compound metabolic process. The record is from RefSeq and is a predicted model, not a curated record. Lineage: Eukaryota; Metazoa; Chordata; Actinopteri; Pleuronectiformes; Cynoglossidae.